Messenger RNA from Photinus pyralis (common eastern firefly), 2082 nucleotides. RefSeq lists its product as uncharacterized. Bases 11 to 1234 code for a protein of 407 amino acids. The record is from RefSeq and is a predicted model, not a curated record. Lineage: Eukaryota; Metazoa; Arthropoda; Insecta; Coleoptera; Lampyridae. The transcript has a single exon.
UGUAUACUUAAUGUAUUAUGAUGUAAAUAAUUUAUAUGGUGCAGCUAUGUCCGAGUAUUUACCAUUUGCUGAAUUUUGUUUUGUAGAUGAAGCAAAUUUUAAAGAUUUGAAUAUCAUAAAUCACCCUGAUGAUUCCGAAAUUGGUUAUAUAUUAGAAUGCGAUUUAGACUAUCCCAUUGAAUUACACGAGCUCCAUAGUGAUCUACCGCUAGCACCAGAACACAUGAUUCCACCUAUUUCGACAUCUAAAAUGAAGAAAUUACUACUAACGCUGUACCCAAAACGCAACUAUGUAAUUCAUUACAGAAACUUAAAACUUUAUUUAAAAUACGGAUUGAAAUUGGUGAAAGUGCACCGUAUCUUACGUUUCAAGCAGUCAUCGUGGUUAAAAAAAUAUAUUGAUUUAAAUACUGCGAUGCGACAGCAAUCUCAAAACGAAUUUGAUAAAAAUUUUUAUAAAAACAUGAUUAAUAACGUUUAUGGAAAGUUAAUGGAGAAUGUUCGAAAAUAUAAGGACGUACACUUAAUCACAAAAUGGGAUGGGCGCUAUGGUGCUCGUGCUUACAUAUCAAAACCAAAUUUUCAUAGUUGCGAAAUCUUUGAUAAUGACAUGAUCAUCAUUGAAAUGAAUAGGUUAGAGGUACUCUUGAACAAACCUAUAUAUGCAGGGUUUGCCGUUUUAGAUGUUUCGAAAACUUUUUUGUAUGAUUUUCAUUACGGUUACACCUUGUCCAAGUUUAACAAUAAUGUUAAGCUACUUUACACUGAUACUGAUAGUCUUAUAUACUCUUUUACCGUUUCAGAUAUCUAUGAAUGUAUCAAAGAAGAUAUUGCUAAAUUUGAUACCUCUGACUAUAGCCCCACUAAUAUUUUUGGAAUUCCGUUAGUCAAUAAGAAGGUUCCGGGCUUAAUGAAAGAUGAGAAUCAUGGAAACAUUAUGUUAGAGUUUGUAGGUCUUCGUGCAAAAAUGUACGCUUACGCCGUUGAUAAAAAAGUUGUAAAGAAAUCAAAGGGUUCUACUGCGACUAGUAUUAAACAAAUCACUAUAAAUGAUUAUAAAAAUGCUUUAUUUGAACGUGAUAUAAUAAAAAGGUAUCAACAUAUAAUUAGGUCAAAGAAACAUGAAGUUUUUACAAUCAAGCAAGAUAAGGUAGUACUCAGUCCUCACGAUGACAAAAGAAUAAUACAGUUCAAUUCCACUGACACUAGGCCUUGGGGAUAUAAUUUUACAUAGAAUACUAUACCUAUUUCUUUUUUCAUUGCAGAGAUUGUCACUAUGAGCAAUCCUAAAAACAUAAUGCAUGAACAACUAUGGCGAAAUAGCGACCUAAUUUACAAAACUACUCUGAAACGUUCUUUAAUGGGAAAGUCAUCCAAUGAAGAUAAUAAGUUUAUACUUGAUAUGUUACAUCAUAUCAUUAUUCCUGAUGAAUAUUUUGUUUUGUGUGCAGUAAAUUUAAAUUAUGUAGAUGAAGUAAUUAUUAAGACCUUAUUUGACGAAAAAUUUAAAUUAGAUAGGAUUAUCAAAACUUUUAUACAGCUUUGUAAUAAUAAAGGUUAUCACUCAUUAAGUUAUAGUGACGUAGAUAAAAUUUUACAUGAAAUGUGCGAAAUAGAUAACGUACCACUGAAGAUGUAUUUGUAUGACUCGUUAUGUAAUGAUCACUCGUACUGUAUGUUAAGUGAUGUAAAAUCUAGCUUAGAAACUUUUAAUGCUACAUAUAGGAAUACUUCAUGUAUUUUAUCAGAAUGCAUUGAAAAAUCGGCGUAUUAUGCAAACUAUAAGUGUCUCGAAAUUUUGAUUAAGGUACUGCUAGAAAAUAAUAUUAGUUACAUGUUUCAACCGUGGGAAAACGAUGAACAUAGUCAGAUAUACCAUUGGAUAUUACAAAAUAUUCAAAAAGGUGAACAGAAUCCCAAUUUAUGUUUGGGAUGGUCAUGUGGGCCAGAUUCAGGAGCCUGGCCGUCGUCCGAUAUAGAUAGCUAUAAACGUACUUUAGGAUUAUUGUAUCAAUUAAUGAAAUUUUAAAUGUAUAUACUGUGCAUGGUAAUCUCGAUGGUAAUAAAACGAUAUUAAUUGUU